CGCUGGUCAACAUGACCGACGUGGCGCAGAUGGUCAACGGAGACUUGAACCAUCGAGCCUGGAUCGGACUCUUGGAUGAGCCGAACCACUGGAGCUGGUCGCUGUCCAACCCGAACGUCUUUCAGAACCUCGGAGACUCCGACUUCAGAAACUGGCAGCCAGGACAACCUGACAACAGGAACAGCCCUGAAGACUGCGUGAGGAUCUACGACGACGGGCUGUGGAACGACUGGCCCUGUGAAAAAUACGAAAAGUCUGUGUGCGCUAACGUGAACGGACCGGAUGUAACGUUUGUCCUGGUUGAGAAUUUUUUUCCCUGGGCCGAGGCUCUGGCCAACUGCAGGCAGCAUCACACAGACAUGGCCAUCGCCAGAAACCCGUCAGAGAAUGAGAAGAUAAAGCAGGUGAUGCCGCCGGGUCAGUUCGCCUGGAUCGGGCUGAACAGAAACUCCUUGACCUGGGUGGACGGAACCAGCCCCACAUUCACUCACUGGAGAUCAGGGGAACCGAACAAUGAGGACGAGAAAUGCACUGUAGCAAACUUUGAGGACUCUGGAAAAUGGGAGGACUGUCCUUGUGACUGGAAAUUCCCGUUCUUUUGUUAUGGAGAUAAAGAGCAAAACGUUCUGGUUCCAGUUCCAGUUCCAGUUUCAAAGCUUGUGGUGAAGCUGAAGGUGGCGAAACCUUCCUCUCUGGACCUGAACGACACCGCUCUGCUGGAAGACCUGCUGAUGAAGUUUGAGCAGAAGCUGAAGGACGACGGCAUGGAAGGAGACGUCAGACUGAGCUGGAAGGAGAAACCAGAUGGAACGACCUUCCACAAGGAGGGAUGAGGAUGACCUUUAACCUUUAACCUUCAUCAGAACUGGAUUCUCCUCUCAUUGAUGUUUUUGUUUUCUCUUUUGCUCUAUUCUGGUUUUAUGCAGCAACCUUUGAAAAUGUUCCAGUCAUAUGUUUAAUAAAAGUGGAACGGUAAAUAGUGACUCUGAUUCUCCAACACUCUGUGGUUUGCUGUUUGUAAACUUACAGUCUAAAAUUAACUUCAGUUAUUUAUCCUGUCGUAAGAAAAACUGCUGGAGAUUCAUGUUCAAAAGUCAGAUUUUCACCAUGUUAUUCAUUCAUCUACAAAUGUAACAAUUUCAGGAUACAGCUCCAAACUUAAUAUUUAGUUAUAAACUAAACUUCUUAGCUAGCUAAAUAUUAGUUUGCAUCAUUUUUUUUAGCUCCAAACUAGUUAGCAAGCUGGCUAACUAAACGUCUGGUUUGAAGCUAAAUAGUUAGUGAGUUUGCUUACUAGAUCUUCAGUUUGAAACUUAGCAGUUUAUUUCUUUA
This is a messenger RNA of Gambusia affinis (western mosquitofish), 1332 nucleotides long. Its product is annotated as L-selectin-like. The record is from RefSeq and is a predicted model, not a curated record. Lineage: Eukaryota; Metazoa; Chordata; Actinopteri; Cyprinodontiformes; Poeciliidae. Bases 12 to 833 code for a protein of 273 amino acids. The transcript has 5 exons.